Molecule: messenger RNA, 1257 nt
Organism: Neoarius graeffei (lesser salmon catfish)
Lineage: Eukaryota; Metazoa; Chordata; Actinopteri; Siluriformes; Ariidae
Gene: glipr1b
Product: GLI pathogenesis-related 1b
Exons: 6
Coding region: 151-942 (263 amino acids)
Cellular component (GO): extracellular region
Source: RefSeq, a predicted model, not a curated record
AUCAGUCCUCACUGUACUCAGGCUGCAUUAAUGCUCUCACACACUCACACACACUCUCAGUGUCUCACACACUCACACACACACUGUCAGUCUCUCACACACACUCUCGCACCCUGGUGAGUCCGGGAGGAUCUGCGGCUGCUCGCUGUGAUGAUGGCCCCGGGCCCCUGUGCGCUGCUGCGCCUCUCUGUGCUGCUGUGCGGACUCUCCGGCGCGCGCGCCUUCCUGCUGCCGGACAUCAGCGAGCCGGAGUUCAUCCGCCGCUGCGUUCAGGCGCACAACGCGCACCGCGCACGAGCUCAGCCGCCCGCCGCCAACAUGCGCGCCAUGUCCUGGGAUAAUGGACUGGCGAGAGGUGCUCGGUCCUGGGCAAGACAUUGCAAGGGUUCCCAUAAUCCUGUGCUGAAGCAGGAGGGCAAGGCCCACCCGGAGUUCCGGUAUGUCGGAGAGAACAUCUGGCUCGGGGCUCCGUCCUCAGCAUUUACAGUUGAGUCAGCGAUCAACAGCUGGAACAAAGAGGGCGCCGAUUACACACUUGGGAACAACAGCUGUGCCAGAGUGUGUGGACAUUAUACACAGUUGAUGUGGGCAACGAGUUAUAAAGUGGGCUGUGCCGUCCAUGUCUGCUCCAGAGGAAUUGAAAACUUCUCCAAUCAUCCCGAGUCGACAAUUUUUGUGUGUAACUAUGGUGAUGCUGGAAACGUCUUCGGUUUUACUCCGUAUAUCGUGGGUCUGGCCUGCAGCAAGUGUGGCGUAGAGAAAUGCAGAGACAAGCUUUGCACUGAUCCAAACCGAGAACAAGUUAAAAGAUAUGACUGGAUCCCGGGCUGGGAUCUCGGCCCCAGCGGCUCGGCUCAGAUGCUCUCUGAUUGGCUGAGCGGCUCUAAACUGCAGCUCCUGACUGGAUCAUUCUGGCUUUUUUACUUUUAUGCGACACACUGAAAUCACUCAAUAAACCAAAUUCCAUGUUAAUAAAGACUUAGAGCAAUGCGAUUAUUAUAAUUGUUAUGAUUAUUCUAAUUAUUAUUAUUAUUAUUAUUAUUAUUAUUAUUAUUAUUAUUAUUAUUGAUUUGAUUAUUAUCUCUAACCGUGGCGGGGAGCUGACGCGGUGUAAACCCCUGCUGUGUAGGACUGGCGCUACCCUGCAUCAUACUCUCAUGUACUCUCAUAUCAUUAUAAUAUUCUUAUAAAUAAUCUUUUCACCUUUCAUAUGAAUAGAUUUUAAAAAUAAUAAACACAACUCUGUAUAUUUCCUGA